AUGGAUAAUAAAGAGGGGGAAGGUUCAUCUUCUCACCAAAUUUACCCAGCUGACGGCGUUUAUGCUCCGGCGACACCAGCAAAGCCAAGCCGAUCGGAAAACACGAUCUCAAAACACUGGCUACAAACUCCGUUUGAUGAAGCGUUGUUUGAAGAUUCACAAGCGAACAAGAAUUUCAGCUGCUGGGAGAAUAAUUUGGGUCAAAAUUUCGAGAUCAACGGUGGAAUUUGUGAUAAUGAUGCCAAUGGAUCGGCAAAGCUUCAUAAUUUCUUAUCCGAUCUAAACGCGCCACCACCGGAAACCGUCGUAACAGAACCGGUGGCGGAGGUGAUUAUCGCACAAUCACAGGAAGCUGAAAUUUCAACAAUUGUGGAAUCGAAUCAAGAAAAGGGAUUGAGUGAACAAAUCAAUUUGAAUGAAACGCCACAACAACCGAAGCAACGGAGGAGAAAGCACAGACCGAAGGUGAUAAAAGAGCGUAAGCCCAGAAGUGCAAAAAAGCCCGCUACUCCAAAGCCCGAUGGUUCUUCAACCGGAAAGAGAAAAUACGUCAGGAGAAAACCACUUGAAAAAUCGACACCAACAAAAACAAAAACAAAAACACCUGUUGUUGAGGGAAUCAUAGAUCUGACCAAAGAUGAAGAAGAAAAAAGUGAAAAAUCAUGUAAAAGAAGAAUCAACUUUGAUGAGGUUGAGAAAACAUGCUCUACAAGCACUACCCCUAUCACCCCAAGUAAAACUGAAACCCAACAGGGGAGAUCAAGAUCCAUUAAAGAUGUCAAUGGCGAUGGGAAUCAAAGUCACAAAACAGCAAAAUGUAGGAUAAAUUUCUUGCAAGAAACUCAUGAGAAAGGAGUGAUUACUAAUGUAUCAAGUCCGAAUGAAUCAAACUGCAGCACAAGUGCACAGGGAUCAAAGCAACAGAUUGAAAAUGGAAAUGGAAAUGGAGUUGGAGUGUCGCCUUUUCCUGAUUCUUUGGAGGCAUAUCUAUCAGUGUACACAGACUAUAACAAUAACAGUAGUAAUAAUAAUAACAAACCAGUGAGCUUACCUGUGAUUAGCAAGAAAAGGAGAAUCAGAAAGCGGAAGACUUCCAUGAUAUCUGUGUGGGAAAAUGGUAUAAAAGUAAGUUAUGAUCAGCAAUCUUACAGAUACAUGCAAGCAUCGACUGGAUUUAAAGGAGAAGCAAUAUAUGAGGCGGAAAUCCAAGUGAGUAAAGCAACCAAGAAACGUGCAAAGAAAACAACAACCACUAUGGUGGUGGCUUCUUCGUAUCAAGACCAAAUAAGCUUCACAAACAACUUAGGGUGUCAACCAAAUUUAAGAUGGAAUUUUGAUGAACUUGUUAAGCAAUUUGAGCGGAUGGAUAUUAAUGGAUUGAUGGAGGAAAAGGACAGGGUGGCGAUUGUUCCUUACUUGUCAAGAAACAAUGAAAAGAAUGAGAAUGUGAAUGUGAAUUUGAAUGCUAUUGUUCCUUUUGAAGGACAUGGGAGUGUAGUUCCAUAUGAUGGGUUGUUUAAUCCGAUUAGAAGAAGAAAGCCAAGGCCUAAAGUUGACCUUGAUGAUGAAACAAGUAGAGUUUGGAGGCUAUUAUUGGAAGAUAUAAAUAGUCAAGGAAUCGAUGGAACAGAUGAGGAUAAAGCAAAGUGGUGGGAAGAAGAACGAAGAGUGUUUAGUGGAAGAGCAGAUUCGUUCAUAGCUCGCAUGCAUCUUGUCCAAGGGGACAGACGAUUCUCUCGGUGGAAAGGAUCUGUUUUGGAUUCUGUGAUUGGGGUUUUUCUUACACAGAAUGUAUCGGAUCAUUUAUCAAGUUCGGCAUUUAUGUCUCUUGUAUCACGAUACCCCUCCAAGUCAAAAAGCAGCAGUGAACCUCUUCAUGAAGAGAAUUCAGUUGUGUCUGUUGAAGAGCCUUUAGAUGAAGAAGAAACCAUGAUGUUGAAGGAUAAUGAAAAAAGAGAAGUUGUAUACAGCAAUGAAGUUUCUAAAAAUGUCGCGUAUACAGUCGACUUUAAUGAAAAUUCAGAAUGUGGAGUUGAAGAUAUAAUUUCCUCACAGAAUUCUACAGAUACAUCUCCAAGCUCUGUACAAUCAUCAGUUGUUCAUAGUCAAAGUCAAAGUCAAAGUCAAACCACUGAAGAACAACAAAAGGACAGGUGUCAACCUAAUGAAGAGCAACAAAAGGAUAGGUGUCAAGCUACUGGUCUUAAUGAGUACACUUCUUUUGUUGAGUUACUUCACAUGCAAGGAUCCAACACAUCACCUUGUUGCAAUGGUUCUGAAAAUACCCUUCUACCUAAAGAGUGUGGAAGUGAAGAAAGUGGAUUAUCUGCAGAAUCUGCAAGUCAAGCUAGGGGUGGGAGUAGUCAAACAGUUGAUAAGGGUAGAUCUGUAAUUGAUAAAGUGAGAGCUGGAAAGAAACAGGUUAAAGUUGAAUGGGAUAAAUUAAGAUUACAAGCUGAAGUCAAAGAAAAGAAAGAGAGAACUCCUUACACAAUGGAUUCAUUGGACUAUGAAGCAUUAAUGAACGCAGAUGUUAGUGAUAUUGCUGAUGCCAUAAAAGAAAGGGGUAUGAACAAUGUACUUGCAACAAGAAUUAAGGCCUUGCUUGACCGGAUUGUACAAGACCAUGGAAGUGUUGACCUUGAAUGGUUAAGAGAUGUUCCCCCUGAUAAAGCAAAGGAGUAUUUGUUAAGCUUUAGAGGAUUGGGAUUGAAAAGUGUAGAGUGUGUUCGACUUCUAACACUUCACCAUCUUGCCUUCCCUGUUGACACAAAUGUGGGGCGUAUAGCUGUAAGACUCGGAUGGGUACCCCUGCAACCACUUCCUGAGUCUCUUCAGUUGCAUCUUUUAGAAUUGUAUCCAGUUUUGGAGACGAUUCAGCAGUACCUAUGGCCACGACUUUGCAAGCUUGACCAGAGAACUUUGUAUGAAUUACAUUACCAGAUGAUUACAUUUGGAAAGGUUUUUUGCACAAAGAGCAAACCAAAUUGCAAUGCAUGUCCAAUGAGAGGAGAAUGUAGACAUUUUGCAAGUGCAUUCGCAAGUGCAAGGCUAGGGUUACCAGCACCAGAGGGGAGUGUAGCAAGUAUAACAGAAAACAAAACUGGUCAAAAACUAAUUGGAAUGUCAGAUCAACCUAAUGAACAACUACAACAGCUAUCUGAACUCCAAAAUUGCAAUCAACCUAAUGAAGAACAACAAAAACUAUCUGAAGUCCAAAAUUGUAACCCUGUUGUUGAAGAAUCAUCAACACCAGGGACAAUAAUUGAAGUAGCAUCAACAUCAGGGCCUAUAGUGGAGGUGCCAUUGUCACCAGAGCCUAUAAUUGAGGUUCCCACAACACCAGAGCCAGAACAGAUACAACAAGAGCUUGAUAUGGAGGAUUUUUGUGAAGAAGACAGUGAAGAAAUUCCUAUGAUUAAACUAAACAUGGAAGAGUUUACUCAGAAUUUGCAGACUUACAUGGAAAGACACAUGGAACUUGGAGAAGGUGACCUGUCAAAAGCACUAGUUGCCUUAACAUCAGAAGCUGCAGCAAUCCCUGUACCUAAACUUAAAAAUGUCAGCCAACUAAGAACAGAACAUCAAGUAUAUGAGCUUCCAGAUUCACAUCCUCUUUUGGAAGGGAUGGACACACGAGAGCCUGAUGAUCCUUGCUCAUACCUUCUUGCAAUUUGGACACCUGGUGAAACUGCAGAUUCGAUUCAACCGCCAGCUGGACAAUGUUCCUCCCAAGAAUCUGGCUCAUUAUGUAAUGAAGAAACAUGUUUUUUCUGCAACAGCACACGAGAAGCAAAUAACCAAACUGUUAGAGGGACACUCUUGAUACCAUGUAGAACUGCAAUGAGAGGGAGCUUUCCACUCAAUGGGACAUAUUUUCAAGUGAAUGAGGUGUUUGCAGACCAUGACUCAAGCCUUAAUCCAAUUGAUGUCCCGAGAUCUUGGUUAUGGAAUUUACCAAGAAGAACAGUGUAUUUUGGUACUUCUAUACCAACAAUAUUCAAAGGCCUUACAACAGAAGAUAUUCAAUACUGCUUCUGGAGAGGAUUUGUUUGUGUGAGGGGAUUUGACCAGAAGACACGGGCCCCACGCCCACUUAUGGCCAGGCUACACUUUCCAGCUAGCAAGAGAGCAAAGACCAAGACUGAUGCAAAUGCAAAUGCAAAUGCAAAUUAGAGAUAGAGAUAUAAAUGGCAUGUAUAAAGAGCAACAGCAGACAUAUAGCUUUGGUGAAAAGACAAUGUCUGCUGUUGAUGGCCAGAGUGGCUUGAUUCAUAGCUUAGGAUUUCAUAGAGACAGCAGUUAAUUUGUAUUAACCCAAAGAUAAAUUGUGAUAUUGUAUUGUUUUAGCUUUGUUCUAGAGAUGUUAUGAGUUUUUACUCUGAAUCCUUAGCUGUUUGUUCUAGAUCUAUACUGAUAUGAGAUUGGUUGAUUUGCAAAACACAAAUUCCAAAAUAGAACACUAAAGAAGCAGAUGGUGACUAUUAGUGCAUAAAAAAACUGAAAGAGUUGCAUAAAAUUGACAUACAGGGAAAGCUGAGAAAUAUGUAAUGUCAUUUCAAGCUGAUAAACAGAUAACAGAAAGGCUAGUACUUAUCUAUUUGAGAGAAUCAGUCAAUGUCAACAACCAUGUCAAGCCUUCAAGCAUAGAUAUGCAGUUUGUUCAGUAGUGUAUGCGUUCAUAAUUGGAGAACCAAUCAGCAGUGCCAUUUACAGCAUACAAACAUCAAAAAAAAAUCUAUCCAUUGCGUAUGUAUGGUUCGUGUGUUCGCCUUAUCAUGCUGACUGAAUACAGAUUCACAGACAUUCAAGAUGUACAGAAUCAGCAGAAAACAAGCGCAGAUUUGA
Lactuca saligna is the source of this 4848-nucleotide messenger RNA. The record is from the annotation of a GenBank genome assembly. Lineage: Eukaryota; Viridiplantae; Streptophyta; Magnoliopsida; Asterales; Asteraceae.